AUGACUACAAUGACAGGUGAAAAGAUCAAAGAGCUCGCAAUGAGGAUAGAACAGAGUGAUCAAAAGUUCAUCUGGGUUUUGAGAGAUGUUGAUAAAGGAGACAUUUUUGUAGGAGAGGUGAAGAGAGAGAAACUGCCAGAAGGAUUUGAAGAGAGAGUGAAGGAAGUUGGAAUGGUGGUGAGGGAUUGGGCACCUCAAGUAGAGAUAUUGGGGCACCUAUCAACGAGUGGGUUCAUGAGUCACUGCGGUUGGAAUUCGCGCUUCAAGAGUUUAACUAUGGGAGUGCCCAUAGCUGCUUGGCCAAUGCACUCUGAUCAACCCAAGAAUGCUUUUCUGGUUACAAACACAUUGAAGGUUGGUAUGGUGGCUAACACAUGGGAACUGAGGGAGGAAAUCGUGACUUCUUCAACCAUUGCAAAAGUUGUCAAGAAGCUAAUCGCAUCAAAAGAAGGGGAAGAGAUAAAGAAGAGAGCUGAGGAGCUGGCUUCUAGGGUUUUCUCCGAAGGGGUGGAGGCGGCGGCUACUACCACCUCCAACUCCCCCAUCUUCUCCCCAUCCCCUGUCCCCCAUCUUCUCUUGUCUUCUCUUCCUCGUUGCUUUUCUGAAACCAAGCGACUACCAUCCCUCGGCGGUGCAAGUAUCUCGGCGUGCCCUUCCCCGAUAAUGAAUCUUGGUAUCUGUGACGGUGGGUGGGGGUGCUGA
Rhododendron vialii is the source of this 702-nucleotide messenger RNA. Its product is annotated as zeatin O-xylosyltransferase-like. The transcript is spliced from 2 exons. NCBI's taxonomy places the organism in Eukaryota, Viridiplantae, Streptophyta, Magnoliopsida, Ericales, Ericaceae. The record is from RefSeq and is a predicted model, not a curated record. Gene Ontology annotation, molecular function: UDP-glycosyltransferase activity. Bases 1 to 702 code for a protein of 233 amino acids.